AUGUCUCGCCGGAGCACCAGAUCGAAGAAGGAAGUCAGCUACAAAGUUGCUGAUCCAAUCGAGGUCGAAGAGAUCGUAUCAGAUCCAGAACCUGUCGAGAAACCCCCAUCAGAACCAAAGGUAAAGCGAGGUAGGGGUCGACCAAGAAAAUACCCAUUACCAGAAACCAGUAAGAAUAAAGAUGCAGGUGUGCCUGAAAAUUUAUUGAAUGUCAAAUCUCAAACAAAGAAACCUAAAAGAAUGUUGGUGGAUGUAAUAUUUAAGAAGAAGAAGGGUCCAGAGAAACAGGUACAAGAGCAAAAGGAAAAAGAAAAAGAAGAAGAAGAAGAAGAAGAAGACAAUAACGAUGACGAUGAUGAUGAAGAUGAUGAAUUUUCUCCUAUGAAUGUCGACUCUGGCUCUGAUAGUGAUGAGGAAUUUGUUCCUGAUGAGGAUGAAGAGAUUGAAGAGGAAAAUCUCGAGGAAGAUAAAGAGUCGAAAGAAGAGAUUGUUCAAGACGAUGAGGAUCUCCAGGUUGUGGAAGAAAUAGAAGUUGAACUAACCAGGUCGAAAAGAAAGCUGGAGGCCAAAGAACCAAAAACUAGGGUGACGAGGGCCAAUCGCAAAUCUAAAGACAAUAAUAAGAGCCCAACCAAAAGUCAAGUUAAACUGGAGAUUGAACAACCCGAACUACUUGCAGAUGAGGGUGAAAGUGCUUUGGAUUUGAUUGAUUCUUAUUAUGCGGCACCAGGCGAUUUCGGGACAAAACCUUUGUCUGGUAAGUUCCGGCUUAUCAAUUUUUACGGUGAUAAUGUCCAAAUGAGUUUGAGUAUUGCGAAAUAUAAUAUGGAAUGGCGACAAUCACACUUCACUAUGAACAAAGAAGUGCUCAUUAAGCUUCACGAUGAGCAUACAAGGGGGAAAUUCACCUAUAAUUACAAGAAAUAUUGGAACGUGUGCGAUGAACAUUUCAAAAAGCUCGCCAAAUUUGAAUCGCUAGACCAAAAUCAAUACGCUGAAUUAUUGGGGGAUCACAAGGAUGAUGAGUUACAGAUUCAGGUGAAUAUGAAUGAAGAAAUUAAGAAGAUGAAAUAUGAUGAAAUAUUGAAACUUGAAGAUGACACGGUAGAUAAGUCUAGAGAUUCAUUUGUAAUUAACGUUAAUGGGGUCGUCACUUGUCUCGAGUGGUUGAACAAUGAUUAUGAAUAUCAAUCGCAUGAUAAUUAUUUAUUUGUCGGGGUGGCACGGAAACAUGAUAACAAGAAACAAGUUUUAAUUGAUACCAAUCUUUCUAUUUUCCAACAACGCUACAAUGAGGACUACCCGUCAUUUUUAAAGUGCUUCAAGUUUAAUAAUGAAAGCAAAACUUUGCAAUUACAUAAAAUCUGGGUAUUUUCAGGGUACGGUCCUAUCAGAUCCAUGAAAUUUGUUCCUCUAAAACCAACCCCAGAUCAUCUUGGAUUGUUGGGGGUAUUAUUCAGUGAUGGGGUGCUUCGAUUUUUCAACGUAGACCAGAAUUCCAAAAGGUCUGAUGAGGUGGAGAUAAUGAAAGUGGUUGAACCGGCAUUUAAAAUCAAAGUCCCCAAUUUUCAAUUCAUUACUUGUUUUGAGUAUCUUAAUAGUGAAUCUAUCAUCAUUGGGACGAAUUGUGGAUAUAUUGGAGAAUUCCUGUUUUGUUCAACUGAUGAUAAUGCUGAUGAAGAAGAACAAGGGGUCCCGACAUUUUUCAUCAAGAAACAUUCAGACUAUGUGUAUCGUAUAAUAAUUCAACCACUGAUUAAAAAAUUUUGCCCGACGUUGAUCCACUCAGUUAGUUAUGAGGGGACUUGGAAGGUUACUGAUUACGACAACAUUCACCUUUCUAAUAGUUGUGAAAGAUGGCGAUUCAUGCUUCAAAACAUGGUAUUCGACUACAUCCCAUCGUUGUUCUCUGUUGUUUAUACUGCCGGUGAUGCUGUCAAGGGCGGUAGUACGAGAAACAUGAAGUGGAUUAAUGCUCUGUACAUACGGCACUUGAAUAAUUCCAUCCCCACAUCGUUUGCGUCUUCCAAUUGGCAUCCUUUCGUUAUGAGUGGUGCUAAUAAUGGAGAGAUUAUUGUCACCAACGGCGCGGAUUCGCCUCUCCAACUGACAAAGAUGACAAAAUAUGUAGAUCAAUUCAAGGUAUGGAAAUUUGAGUAUUCGUCGAACACUGACACUUUCAAACUUGGCAAUAGGAUCACCAAAAGAGGAUUUAUCAAAACUCAGUUAAGACCUGCCGAAAGGAAAAGGAAGCUAAAAAAGUUGGAGACCGUUCACAAAAAAUUACAAAUGAUUGACAUCAACGCCAUUGAUGAUGUGGGACCCCCACCAAUAGAGAAAACUGUGCCGCCGCUUGAAAAAAUCAAAAAGUUGGAUGAUUUCUUAGAUGAUGCAAAUUAUGAACCGUUGGCUACUGUAAUUUACCCCGCAGAGGCGGUAGUUUCUCAUUUAAAAUGGUGUGAAAAUGUUCAAGGUUUCAAUUGGUACGCGGCGAGCUUGCCUCGAGACUUGGUGGUCAUUGAUUGUAUAGCAGCAAGGAAUGAGGACAUACUUUGA
Molecule: messenger RNA, 2556 nt
Organism: Saccharomycopsis crataegensis
Lineage: Eukaryota; Fungi; Ascomycota; Saccharomycetes; Ascoideales; Saccharomycopsidaceae
Gene: TFC6
Product: transcription factor TFIIIC subunit TFC6
Exons: 1
Coding region: 1-2556 (851 amino acids)
Biological process (GO): transcription by RNA polymerase III
Cellular component (GO): transcription factor TFIIIC complex
Molecular function (GO): protein binding
Source: RefSeq, a predicted model, not a curated record